Gossypium arboreum is the source of this 381-nucleotide messenger RNA. RefSeq lists its product as uncharacterized. The transcript has 2 exons. NCBI's taxonomy places the organism in Eukaryota, Viridiplantae, Streptophyta, Magnoliopsida, Malvales, Malvaceae. The coding region runs from base 1 to 381 and encodes 126 amino acids. The record is from RefSeq and is a predicted model, not a curated record.
AUGGCCGAGUAUUGGUUAGAGGCCACUGAGAGGAUCAUGAAUGUUUUAGACUAUACUCCCGAGCAGAAACUAAAGGGUGCAGUGUCUUUGCUUCGCGACGAGGCAUAUCAGUGGUGGUUAACGGGUAAGUACGUGAGGGCAAGCUAUGUGGAUGCUCAUAGGUGUGAGUUCAUGAAUCCCAUGCAAGACGAUAGAUUAGUGGCUGAGUAUGAGGCCGAGUUUCUAAGGUUAAGCCACUACGCUCGAGGCAUGGCGGCAUCUGAGUAUGAGAAAUGUGUCCAUUUUGAGGACGAUUUAAAAGAUAGUCUGAAGGUUCUGAUUGCUCCACAAAGAGAGCGAGAGUUUUCGGUUCUAGUUGAUAAGGCGAAGAUCUUCGAAUAG